Sus scrofa (pig) is the source of this 2581-nucleotide messenger RNA. Lineage: Eukaryota; Metazoa; Chordata; Mammalia; Artiodactyla; Suidae. The record is from RefSeq and is a predicted model, not a curated record.
AACCCCACCUCCGACUCUAGGCCAUGUGACUUGGCCUGGCCAAUGAGAGCAUUGCAUUCCCCUGCAACACGAUUAAUUAGCUCCGAGAGACUCCAGCUACGCAAGCUUUUCCCAGUCACCCCAAUUACUGGAAUUUGUCUAGAAACCACUCAGCUGAGGCCAUCUCUUUUCCCUGGCACUGCCAGCAGUAAGAGUGACCCGAUCGUGGACACCACGUCAAGCCUGAAAAUGAAAUCAGCAUUGCAGAAGGACAAGCCAAGAGAUGGGGGAAAAACUGAGUGUUGAUGGCAUUGCCUUAGCUCUUCGGUUAAGAGGUGGGCAUCCUCGGCUCUACCACAUCUGCUACAUAGCCUUCCGGGAAGUUAAGCUGAAGAAUAACAGUAACAGCCAGCAUUCACUGAGCGUGAACUCUAUUCCAGGCUCUAGGCUAGCUUCUAACAUCGUUUGAUCAUCCACAACCAGAUGAGUUCACCUCUGCCACCGCCCACAGCUCUUCUUGCCUGAAAAUCACGAGUGCAGGUGCCCAGAGGGUGGCAUAGUGGCUGAAGAUAACUCCCAGGUUUUACACCUUGGGUUUUUUAGCUACACUAAGAGUGCCCCCUCCCCCUGCCGCCCCCUGUUCUCCCUCCAAGUUCAAAACACUAAGAAGAGCUGUAUGAAGUCCAGUUGGCCUCUGGACCAGUUGCCAACAGGAUCUUGUAAGGAAAUCUGACAAAGGGUCAGAUCUUCUAAAGAGAACUUGGAAUUUACUGGCUGACAAUGGCAGAAACAAUCUUACAGCAGUUAGAUAUUCUGGAUGAGCAAGCAAAGACACUGUUGGCCAAAAGAGCAAAGAAGAACUGCCUUCAGAGUCAAGUAAAGAAAAAGGUUUCAGCAAUACCUCUGACAUUUGAUUUUCAGUGGGAAUUUGAAGAGGCUGUUGCUACCUCCAUAUCGGAGACAGAAUCAAAGAUGGAAAAAGACAGAGCAUGUGGCAUUAAAAAAACAAAGAGAUAUGUCUCCUUCAAAAAUAAUCCUGAACCUAAAAAGAGUGAUUUUGAAAAGUCAAAUUUAAAACUACACUCUGUACCAACAAAUAUAAAAAUUCAAGAAAUCAAGUCAAUAGAGCCAGCAGAAGAAUAUCUAAAAUCAAGAUCUACUAGACCUUUUUGUUAUCUUAAGGAUACAACUGAAGCGGAAAAUGCCAAGCCCUUCCAUGAACAGUAUUGGCAGCAUAGACAACCGUGUAGAAGAACAUUGGAUCCUACAAUCCUUUUUCCUGUAUCCAACAUGCAACCUAAUGUUUCAAAGAAGGAAAAAGACUCUUUUUGCAGAAUAAAAUCUCCUGCACAGAUGAAUGAUUAUAAUACAAAAGAAAAUAAAUACAUCGAAAAUUACCAACUAAAUGAAUAUUCAGUAAGAAAGAAAAGCUUGCUCCCCUUAUGCUUUGAGGAUGAAUUGAAAAAUCCAAAUGCCAAGAUAAUCAGCAUUAGUCCAGCAAAGACAGUAACUUCUCACAUGGAACAUAAUGACACAAAUCCCAUAAUUUUCCAUAAGACUGAAUAUGUAAAAAUGUUCCUUUUGACAAAAAAUAGGCUUCUUCCCCAUUCAGUGGAAAAAGGAACAGAUUACCUACAUCAAAGGUCAAAUGUUGUUUUAGAAAGAAACUGUGGAAUGCUCAAGUCUGUAGUUAGAGGUCAGUCUAUUACUCCCUCCAAACUCAAAAGGACCAUGCCUACAACGCAGAGGAAAGAUGAACCAGCAAUACCCUUUGAAGUGGGUCGUGGACGUGUAACGGAUCAACUAAGGAGGAAAACUAGUAAGCAGACAUUUGAAAACGUAUCUUGGCAUAAACUCUAUAGCGUCUCACAGACAUUUUCCAGCCUAACCAAAAAAUUUGUGGGGCUCCUCGAUAAAACCAUUAUUCAAGAAAAGGUGGCUAAAACUAGCAACUUUGAAAAAAUGUUUUCUACAGUAAAACCAAUGAGCAAAUUCAGUGCCUCACCUGUCAAAUAUUGCUCAAAGCCUUCAAAAAAUAUACUCAAAGUCCAUAAAAUAAAUGGUGUAACACCAUUGGAUGAUUUGUUAAACUCAUCAAGUAUAAAUUAAAUACCUUGUAACACGGUGUUUCUACAGCAAUAUUUGGGUAACAAGAAGCAAGUAACAGUUCCAAGAUUAUAGAAGAAAUGAUUUUCUAAAUGGCAAUGUUCUAACGGAUGGUAGAAGAAAACAGAAGAAAGCACAGAAAUUGGAAUUAUGAACAGUGGAAUAGAGGUGGAAUAUAAUACUUGAAGUGAACAAGGGGACAAAAUUAGGAAAUAAGAUCAACAAGAGGAACUAGUUCAGAAUUCCUCUUAUCUCAGAUCCCUCAGUCAUCAGCAGUCCCUCAUAAAGCAUGAUUCAGGAUCAAGAAUGGUAUCGACUAGCUCUGGAAAUUUGCUAUUGGAAGCCAAAUAAUGUCAAUGACCUUAAUUGGAUAUCACACAAGACAAAUAUACCAUUAACCUGAUGCAUGUGGAAUUAAUCGCGUAUCAGCAUUUUGGAUAGUCCUUGGAAACUAGCAUGACACUAGCAAUUCAUGAAAUUAAAAAGGCUUUGAAAU